This is a messenger RNA of Zymoseptoria tritici IPO323, 1125 nucleotides long. RefSeq names its product UDP-glucose 4-epimerase (gene GALE). Gene Ontology annotation, molecular function: UDP-glucose 4-epimerase activity. Gene Ontology annotation, biological process: beta-D-galactose catabolic process via UDP-galactose, Leloir pathway. NCBI's taxonomy places the organism in Eukaryota, Fungi, Ascomycota, Dothideomycetes, Mycosphaerellales, Mycosphaerellaceae. The transcript is spliced from 2 exons. The coding region runs from base 13 to 1125 and encodes 370 amino acids. Gene Ontology annotation, cellular component: cytosol. The record is from RefSeq and is a predicted model, not a curated record.
UUCAACAUCACCAUGGUCGCAGGAUCUUGCCUCAUUACCGGCGGCACGGGCUACAUUGGCUCCUUCACCGCCCUCGCCCUCCUCGAAGCCGACUACAAAGUCGUCAUCGUCGACAACCUCUACAACUCCUCCGCCGAAGUCCUCAACCGCAUCGAGCUCAUCUGCGGCAAACGCCCCGAAUACGUCCAAUGCGACAUCACCGACGAGAAAAAGCUGGACGAGGUCUUCGCCGCACACCCGGACAUUGACAAUGUCAUCCACUUCGCAGCGUUGAAAGCCGUGGGCGAGUCCGGCGAGAUCCCCCUCGACUACUACCACACCAACGUGUACGGCACGCUAUGCCUCCUCCGUUCGAUGAAGAAGCACAAUGUCACCAACAUCGUCUUCUCCUCCUCUGCCACCGUCUACGGCGACGCAACUCGCUUCCCCGACAUGAUUCCCAUCCCUGAACACUGCCCUCUGGGCCCGACGAACCCCUACGGCAGCACCAAGUUCACGGUCGAAAUGAUGAUCACAGAUUUCGUCAACGCAGAACGCUCCAACGCGAAAAAAGCAGGCACAGACGGGGAGAAGUUCAACGCUGCACUCCUCCGAUACUUCAACCCAGCGGGCAGCCACCCCAGCGGCGUGAUGGGCGAAGACCCUCAGGGCGUACCAUACAACCUUCUCCCUCUCCUCGCACAAGUCGCCGUCGGCAAGCGCGAGAAACUCCUCGUAUUCGGAGACGACUACGACUCCAAAGACGGCACCGCCAUCCGCGACUACAUCCACAUUCUCGACCUCGCCCGCGGGCACCUCGUGGCUCUCAACCACCUCCGCUCCCACCACCCCGGCGUCCGAGCCUGGAAUCUUGGAACCGGCAAAGGCAGUACCGUCUUUGAGAUGAUCAACGCCUUCUCCAGCGCUGUGGGCCGCAAGUUGCCGUACGAAGUUGUAGGCCGGAGAGCGGGAGAUGUGUUGAACCUGACGGCGAAUGCGACGAGGGCGAAUGAGGAGUUGGGAUGGAAGACGGAGUUGACACUGGAGGAUGCGUGUAAAGACUUGUGGCGGUGGACGGAAAAUAACCCGCAGGGGUAUAGACAGGAGCCGCCGAAGGAGUUUGUGGAGGCGCUGAAGAGGAAGUAG